AUGAUCAUGGUCGGCCUCAAAUAUCUUCUCCUAACGGCUGCUGCCUGCAGACACAUUGCGGCUCAGCAAUUCGAGGAUACGCUCCUGGACAUCAGCUAUCCCGGUAUUAGUGACAAAUGCGUGAGCGCGUUGAACACUACCGUUGCCAAGUGUCCGGGAUUUCUGAUCACCGCGUCUCUCGACAAUGGCCGAUUGCAGCCUGAAGAACUUUCUGACCUUUGCACGACUGCUUGUCGCUCUGGUCUCAACAAUGUUCGCCAGACCAUUGCCACAGCAUGCAAUUCGGCGAAGGAUGUCAUGGAGUUCAGGGGUAUGGUGUGGCCGGCAACCGUGUUGAUUGAUCGGUUCAUUUACAAGUAUAAUGUCUCCUGCAGGACGGACUCCUCCACGGGCAAGUUCUGUCAUGAAAUCUUUCUCUCUUGGCUACCCUCCGGCAACGCUUCUACGUCGAGCCAGAACUGCUCCGAUUGCAUGUUGGGCGUUUCUCAAAGUCAACUAAACUCCCCCUUUGGAUACCAAGCCGACUUCGCGGCCAGCUUCCGCAACUUGACGAAGAGCUGCAGCGCAACCCGGUACACUUUUACGACACCUACACCUUACGCUAUAAGCACCAUCGCGCCACCUCCGACACCGGAACGUCCGACAUGCGGUAGUCCAUACGUCGUCAAGUCCAACGACACAUGCGACUCAAUCGCGGUAGCUAACGGUGUAGCCACGUGGUCCGUCCUACGAGCAGGUGGUCUCGACUGGCGGUGCAAGAACUUGGCCGCCGGCGAUCUGCUAUGUCUCCCUAAGCCUUGCAAUCUCUACCGUGUACAGUAUGACGACACCUGCGAAGCCAUUGUCUCAAAGCGGUCUGGCUUGAACAUGGCCAGCUUCAUGUCCUGGAACCCGGUGAUCAACUCCUUAUGCACCAAUAUGGAUGAGCUCGUCGGGCACAUGCUCUGCGUGACUGCCCCUGGAGGGGUACCCGGCGACGAAAACAUGACCGUGCCGCCGCCAACACCAACAGCAGAUCCUGGGACUGCCGUGCCCAAGCCGACUAAUGGAAAAGAUGAGACGAAAGGGCCCUGUGCAAAGUGGUACACCAUCCAGGACGGCGACAAGUGCGAGAGCGUGUCGGUGAGGGAUGGCAUCGCGCUGCGGGAUUUCUAUUUCCUGAACCCGUCUCUCGACAGUCAGUGUACGAACCUGUUGUUGGGUAUAGCUUAUUGCGUACAGGCUGUGGGCAACAUUGCGACAUAUCCAGGAUACCCGUACUCUUCAACCCAGUCGCAAUACACGCUUGCCUCUCCGACAUACUCUACUACGACCAGGACCACUGUUCCAAGUCAAGCACCGAGCUCGACGACUCGGCCAGUGUUACCACUGGCUUCCGGAUCGUUGAGUGGUUGCGAACGAAACGUGGAGCAUAUCCCGGUUCCCAAGCGGGCCGACCAGGAAGUGCAGCCGGAUGAGCCAGUGCUUACCGAAGAUGUCAACAGUUGCAUAUAUGUGUCCAGCUUGUAUGAUGUCUCAAUAGACGACUUCCUUCAGUGGAACCCGAGUCUUAAGGCCAUCAAGCCCUGCCAGUUGCAAGUCGGCUUCAGAUAUUGCGCAGUCAAGGUUGCGCCAUCAGACACACCUCCGGGAGACGACACUGACGGUCAGUCUACAGCAUGGACUUGUUUCGACAUUGCUGAAGAUGAGAGGAUCACCCUCCAACAGCUGAAGGCGUGGAACCCCUGGGCGGGCGAUGACUGCGACAAGGGGCUCUACACUAACCUCACGGGCAACAAGACUCGCGCAAUUUGUUACAACAUUCUCUUCGUCACGGUCGUCGACGACUUCCACGCUGAGACCGAUGUCGACAACAUCUACUCGGACUUCGCAAUCAUCUUCUUCCGCUCCUAUACAGACUGGAAUCUCGAAAAGCUGCAACAAUACCACAUCACUCUCGACCAGUUUUAUGCUUGGAACCCUGCUGUCGGUACCAACUGUGAGAAUCUGUGGAAGGGGUAUGCAUACUGCGUUGGGGUUAAUUCGUCAUAG
Colletotrichum karsti is the source of this 2031-nucleotide messenger RNA. RefSeq names its product LysM domain-containing protein. The transcript is spliced from 7 exons. The coding region runs from base 1 to 2031 and encodes 676 amino acids. The record is from RefSeq and is a predicted model, not a curated record. NCBI's taxonomy places the organism in Eukaryota, Fungi, Ascomycota, Sordariomycetes, Glomerellales, Glomerellaceae.